Messenger RNA from Tilletiaria anomala UBC 951, 3577 nucleotides. RefSeq lists its product as uncharacterized. Gene Ontology annotation, cellular component: Golgi medial cisterna; membrane; Golgi trans cisterna. The transcript has 4 exons. NCBI's taxonomy places the organism in Eukaryota, Fungi, Basidiomycota, Exobasidiomycetes, Georgefischeriales, Tilletiariaceae. Bases 151 to 3549 code for a protein of 1132 amino acids. The record is from RefSeq and is a predicted model, not a curated record.
CAGAGGGCUGGCACAAGGACGAUUCAAUUCUUGCCUGCUCUCGAUAACCUGCUUUAUCUGGUAGAGAUCUGGCAUCGACUCGACACUCAGCGCCUAAAUACUGCGAGCCGGGCGCAGGAAGUCGGCCGACCGCUGCCCUCUCACUUCGCCAUGUUCAAUUACUCGAAGAAGCUCAUCUUUGGCGAUGACCGCCUCCUCGAAUUCAAACGGUCCACAACACACGGUAUUGCUCGCUUGUGGACGCAAAAGGCUAUCCCAAUCUCUGAUCACCGCUAUUGGUCCGAGUACCUGCGCGUCUUCGACUCGAGCUCCGACGUCUUCUCGCUCUUGGGGGUAGCAGACAUCAGGCGAGCAUUGGUUGCGGCCCCAGAAAAUGUUCACACACUCAUCGAGGUGCUCAUUUUGCACUUGGAGAGCUUGCGAGAUGACCCGAUGCUUUCUCCUUUCCCGGUCAAGGAUGACAAGAAAAGUCGAUCGAUGAUACCCGGAACGCCCGGGUUCAAGCUUGGGGUACCAGGGGUACCUGGUCUGGGGAACAGCAAAGGUGCACAAGUCGAACCGUCACGAGAUCGCGUCAAAGAGCUGCUUAAUUGCUGUCGUAUUUUGACAAGACUUUUACCGGUUCUAAUGGAGGGCGAUCACGAUGCAGAGUGCACCAUUGAGGCAGAUGGUGGCAUCGACCCGAACGUCUCCCUUGCCUCUGAUGAGCUUGAGCGGCAGCUGCUCUGGGAUCGCAGACGAACCUUGGAAAGGGAAGAAAAUACUCAAUUUAGGGUGCCGCUGUCUCAAAAGGACCAUGCCGAGACCGUCACCGCUACUGAGGAUCCGUUCGUUAUCGAUGACAUGGACGAUAUCGAUGAAGUGGUACUAAGUCGUGAAGCAUCAUCUUCAGGGGCAAAGGCAGCACCGUCAGAUCCGUUGGGAGCGACUAACAACCGGUCCAUCGAUCCGGUCACGGCCGAUCUCGCGGAGGAGGAUGGCGAUCUACCGCCGAGCCUUGGAGAGCGUCUGAUCGAAAUCGUCAUUGACUUCUUAUUCUAUUCGGGAAUCACCAUCCCCUGGACAGAAGAGCUGCUCCAAACACCGCCUGCCGAAGCUGAAGGUAUCUCACGGGUCAAUUUUGCUAUUUGGACUUCUGGCAUCGGCUCUUCGGUGGAUCUUUCAGGGACGGAGACGUUCCAUGAGUCCAACCGCAUCACCAUACUGCGACUUCUUCUCGUUCUCAUUUCCAAGAGCGUCUACAUUCCAGCACACUUGCAUGCCAAGACCGAAAAUCCAGCGCUCCAGUACACGGUCGAAACAUUAGACAGAAGCGUUGUCUUGCCGCUUCUCUGCAGCUUGCUUAACACGAUCGCAAAGAGCACGGGAACACCUGGGUGGAUUGAGGGCCUUGUACCCAACGUCAUCAAGCCCGGCAAUGUCAAGGAUCGGUUCGCCGGCAUCACGAGUGGCAGCAGUAAGGAGCAUGAAGGGAGCAGUGUUCUAGUUGGUCUUUCUCUUCAGAUCAUCAAUGUAUUGCUCAGCUAUGAUUCGCCUCAGCUGUCAUAUCCUAUGGACGAAAUGGCGGCGCCUCACUUCGCUGUACCGCAACGUCCACCACUAGCCACCGCAGAUUCGUACGCGUCGCGAGACUUUCCCAUUGCCAGAAGCACAUCCGAUGCCACGCAUACACGCCACCAAAAGCCCAACAUAUUCCGCUUCUAUAUUUCCCGACUACAUCGCGUUGCAGACUUUGUGUGCCUGUGGAACGGCAUAGCAGGGAUUUUGGAACAUUUCAUUCCCUCGGGCAAUCAGAUCAUCCCACUCUCGCUUCAACUACCGGGGAACACCGCAGACCCUGCGUCGACUGUCUUGCACAUCCCCGAGACGCUCAUACUGCUCUGGUCGCUCAUCGACCACAACCCUCGAUUCCGGAACUUUGUGCUGGAUGACGUGUACAGAGCACCCCAGCUGCUCUGCGACCUGCUAUACUUCACACUUGCCAAUAAAGACAAUCUGGCACAGCAGGGUCUCGUACGACUGUGUGUCUUCAUGUUGCAAGACAUUUCCGCCGAGCGAGCUUUCGCAAUCAACAUCAGCAAGGUAGGCAGCUAUCCGAAAGGCAAGCUGCCAGCCAAGUUUGCACCUUCCGGUGGAGAGGGAAGCGCAGCCGACCUGCUUGUGCAGUCGGUGUACCAUUUUUUGGGCUCUACAAAAGGGGCACUGGCGUCGCUGUAUCCUCCACUGAUCAUCUCGCUCAGCAAUACGGGAGCUUUCUGGCGCUCACUAUCCGUCACCUCUUCUGCUCGUUUGGUCCAGCUGCUGUCUUCCUUUUCCAACGCUGCCUUCCUACUCGCGGAUGAGGGUAACCCGCGCCUGCUGUUUUACAUGCUGGAAGCAUUGACUUCGCUGAUCCAGUAUCAAUUUUCCAGCAAUCCGAAUUUCGCGUACGCCCUCGUGGGGAGAUCGAAACCAUCCAUCGACAAACUCGCCAACUUCACGCUUCGUCGAGGGAUCGCGGAAAUCCGGCGUGUGCGGAGGGGGCGUGAGAGCGUUAAUUCUCGGUUAGCCGAGACAGCUGCCGCUUCGACGAGAAAAGAAUGCUUGGUAGCGGCAGGGCCCUUGUCUCCUGGAUUUCCGUCUCCCAGUUCAGGUCCUUUAUUCCUGGCGCCGACCACAGCCGAGCCCCUGGAAGCGGCACUUCUGCCGGACGAUGAAAAGCGCCAACUCGCAGAGCGCGACCAGGUGUUGGCUGCAGCAAUGCAAGGAGCGACCGAAGGGGUGCAAGCGUUCGGACUUUGCGACCAUCCAGCCCCGCCGAAGGCCGAGUGCAUCCCACUUGCGCCAUCUGACCGAGUUCGCGCCAAGAUGCGACAGACGUCGAAUGGUACGUCAACCGCUUUCAACCAAGCCCCAUCAGUGACAGAGGCAGACGCGCUUGUUGAGAGUCUCACCGAAGAUGAGCUAUACGUUGCGGCGAGCACAAUCGGUCGCAACGGCUUUGUAGCUACGGAAGAAUGGGUCGCUAGCUGGCAACGACGGCUUCCCCUUAACACUCUGGAAGUCGCGCUAAAUUACCUCGUCCCCAAAGUUGAGGAGUUUAGCGCUUCGCAAACGGUUGCCAACAAGCAAAAUGCCGACGAGCGCGUCCUUGCUUUCUUGAGGGAGCAGUCUCUGAAAGGCUUGCUCCCAGAUGCGCCACCGAUCUCACGGCCAUUUCAGUGGAACGAGCAUGCUGCCAUCUGGUUGCAAAGCUAUCUGUGGGGAGUUAUCUAUGUUACCGCACUCUUGCCGCUUGGAAUCUGGACCGGCACGAAUGCGCGCCUCUUUGCCCUCAAAGUACAGCAGGACAAGGUACGGCGGCGCAGUUCUGUUAGUGGAGGAGGGCCGGCUGCAUCAGCUCCUGUGAACGCGCUCUUCAGCGCUGGCGCAAUGGUCAGCGGCGCUUUUGGCUCUGCCAUAGGCGGUCUGGGCGGGGUGCUAAGCUCAACACCGAACGCGGGCACAAGCGCAGGAAUCUCACCAUCAGCGACUACAUCGAGGCUCGAGCGCUCAAAUGGGAGACAUUGAAGCCCCUUGGCUGAUGCGGCGACACAGC